This is a messenger RNA of Cyclocybe aegerita, 1053 nucleotides long. The record is from the annotation of a GenBank genome assembly. Lineage: Eukaryota; Fungi; Basidiomycota; Agaricomycetes; Agaricales; Hemipholiotaceae.
AUGGCUCCCGCAACCCCUGCAACCCACGACCCAGCCCUCUCUCACGCAGCUCACGGCGCACAAGCCUCUCAACCAGCCCAACCACCAGCAGGUCUUCCGACAAACAUCAAUGCCGCCGAUAUCCCACAGUUGGCCCUCAACGGCCUCGACCAGAACCAGAUUCUGACCCUCCUACGCUCGUUGCCUGGCGUCUUUGGCAAGCUCGCAGAACAAGGCGGUAACCCCAAGGAGGAUGCUGCCCAAGCACUAUCCAACCUCGCGCAGACCCCGUUCGGUUCCCAGCACUUGCCAGUCCACUUCCCAACUGGCGCCUCAACUGGUCUUCCCGGCAUCAACGACCCAGGACCCUCGUCGCACCCGCGUGGCCCACCUAACCUCGGACAGUUGAGUGCGGUGGCUAUGCAGGCCGCACCAGUCAACGUCCAGCAAUCGCAGGAGGAGGACAAGCCCGAGCAGCAGAACUUGAGUGCUGCGAGCUCUACGAACGAUGCUGUGACAACAUCUGCCCCAGCAGCAUCAGCGACGACGACAGGCGGCAGGAGAGGUGGGCGAAGUGCGGCGAUGGGCAGUGACGAGUGGAGCAGACAGAGGAAGGACAACCACAAAGAAGUGGAACGUCGCCGCCGCGGAAACAUCAACGAGGGCAUCAACGAGCUCGGGCGAAUCGUACCAUCAGGCUCAGGCGAGAAGGCCAAAGGCGCCAUCCUCGCACGGGCGGUGCAGUACAUCCACCAUCUCAAGGAGAACGAGGCGCGUAAUAUCGAGAAGUGGACGCUCGAGAAGCUGCUUAUGGACCAGGCAAUGGGCGAUUUACAAGCGCAGCUGGAGGAGAUGAAACGUAUGUGGGAGGAGGAGCGCAUGGGCCGCUCCAGGCUCGAGGCUGAGCUUGAGCAGCUCAGAAACAUGGCCGGCAUCGCCGCCUCGCCAAAGGACGACUUAGUGGGAGGCACAAAGCGCAGGAGCACGGACGGACAGGAGAGCGCUGGGAUCGCCGGUGAUGCGGCGAACGUUGGCGACCCGGAGAGGGAUGGAAAGCGACAGAGAACAGAGUGA